This is a messenger RNA of Phytophthora nicotianae INRA-310, 1494 nucleotides long. RefSeq lists its product as hypothetical. The record is from RefSeq and is a predicted model, not a curated record. The transcript has 4 exons. Bases 22 to 1026 code for a protein of 334 amino acids. NCBI's taxonomy places the organism in Eukaryota, Oomycota, Peronosporomycetes, Peronosporales, Peronosporaceae.
GUUUUAGCGUUAGAAAGUAAUAUGAGGAUGGCAUUGCGCGCACUUGGACGCCGCCAUGACUGCAUGCGUUCGGCGCGGCGGUGGCUGAGCGCGGAGCGUAAGGUGCGGCCUGCGCUUCGACUGGAGUCGGGUGCCUGCGGACUGCCACACCCGCAGAAGCGUGCUACGGGCGGAGAAGACGCCUGGUUUAUCAGCGGCAACACAGUGGGUGUCGCGGACGGCGUCGGUGGCUGGGCGCGCAAGGUAAUUGACUAUGCAUAUAUUUUUUGUAUGUAUGUUGUAUUAAGCUGGUUAUGUGAUCAGGGCAUCGACUCGGGCGAGUACUCGCGUACGCUGAUGAACUCGGCCAAGCGGACGGUGACUGCCUCGGAUAAGACACCCACCCCGCUGCAAGUGCUAACGGUAGCACAUCGCAGCGCGCAGUGUCCGGGCAGCUCGACGGCGUGCAUCGUGCAGCUGAAAGAUUUGUCGUUGCAGGCGAUCAAUUUAGGCGACUCGGGUUUCCUACUGUGUCGGUUGCAGCCAGACAAGGCAGAGGGAGGUGCGCUGAGGUGGCAGGUCGUGCAUGAGACGCCUAACCAGUGCCACUACUUCAACUGCCCGUAUCAGCUCGGCUUCGGUGCAAACGGAGACAAGCCUGAGAUGGGCGAAGUGUACGACCUCGAGACACAAGAAGGCGACGUGAUCGUGUUGGGCACCGACGGACUGUAUGUUCUUCUUGUACAUGUAAUGCUUUGGCUGGAUGGAAUGAUGGUUGCUUAUCUGUUCGACUGUCGUUUCUACCUUACAGCUUUGAUAAUUUGUUUCCGAAGCAGAUUGCAAGUCUUCUCGACACGGUAUUGCCGUCCACGCCGGAACUUGACCACCACAGCAUGGAGAAGGUGGCUUCAUGCAUUGCCCACACAGCGCAUAAAGCUGCGAAAGGAACGAAAUCCAAGACCCCUUUCGCAGUGGCGGCACAACAAGCAGGAUACGAAUAUCUCGGUGGAAAGAUGGACGAUAUCACUGUCGUUACCAGUCUGGUGACUUCCGAUGGAACUUGAAGGGUCUUAGCGAGACUGGUGUUAUUGCAUAGCGCGAAACAAUACGCUAAUUUCCGUCAUCGACUCCGUGAACGCAUGAUUGCGAGGAUGGAUGCUUAGCGCAACAACCUUAAUCAGUAGGAACAAGUUGUUCCACAAAGAAACUGUUGAUAACACUGGUGCUUGGGAUUCGGACUAUGGAAGGGCUUUCGCUAGGACCCUAGGGAAUCAGUUUCGCAGAAUAAAAAGUGCCGACUGAGGGACAAUUAUGAAUCUACCGUCGCGUUAAAUAUCUGGCCAUUCUUUUUCUACAUAACACGGGUACAAUAUUGCGAAGCAAUAUACUUCAAUACAAGUACUACAGCAGUACCAUUGCAGUGGAUCCAACAGUCCUGGUAUCUACUAGUAGGUCGGGACAGGGUCUGAUGAUCCCAAAUAAUAUUAUUAUUCGCAGUUCGAAGAACUGUUGUUA